AUGGGGAACGCGAAGCCUGCGCGGCGGCCUCGGGGCUCGCAGCCUGCGCCGCGGGGCGGCGACGGCGCCAAGUGCGGGGUCACGGACGACGAGACCCAGCUCGCCGGGGACGCGGGGCCGGAGGACGAGGACGCCGGGACGCAGUGGCCGCCGCGGGACGCCGCGCCGCCGCGGGGGGCCCAGCCGACAGGCACCGGUAGUGUAAGAAAGAAGCGGUUUGUGUCCAGCCACCGCUACGUGGAGACCAUGCUCGUGGCCGACCAGUCGAUGGCAGAGUUCCACGGCAGUGGCCUCAAGCACUACCUUCUCACCUUGUUCUCGGUGGCGGCCAGGCUGUACAAACACCCCAGCAUCCGCAACUCCGUGAGCCUGGUCGUCGUGAAGAUCCUCGUCAUCUAUGAGGAGCAGAAGGGGCCCGAGGUGACCUCCAAUGCCGCCCUCACUCUGCGGAACUUCUGUAACUGGCAGAAGCAGCACAACCCGCCCAGUGACCGGCACGCGGAGCACUAUGACACCGCCAUUCUUUUCACCAGACAGGACCUGUGUGGGGCCCAGACAUGUGACACCCUUGGGAUGGCCGAUGUCGGAACUAUAUGUGAUCCCACCAGAAGCUGCUCGGUCAUAGAAGACGAUGGCUUGCAGGCUGCCUUCACCACAGCUCAUGAACUAGGCCACGUGUUUAACAUGCCACACGACGAUGCGAAGCAGUGUGCCAACAUUAACGGUGUGGACCAGAAUUCCCACAUGAUGGCGUCAAUGCUUUCCAACCUGAACCACAACCAGCCUUGGUCUCCGUGCAGUGCCCACAUGAUUACAUCAUUCCUGGAUAAUGGUCAUGGGGAAUGUUUGAUGGACAAGCCCCAGAGCGCCCUGCAGCUCCCCUCUGACCUCCCGGGGACCCUGUAUGAUGCCAACCGGCAGUGCCAGUUUACCUUUGGGGAAGAGUCCAAACACUGCGCGGACGCAGCCAGCACUUGCACGACCCUCUGGUGCACGGGCGUCUCCGGCGGCUUGCUGGUGUGCCAGACCAAACACUUCCCUUGGGCAGAUGGCACCAGCUGUGGAGAAGGGAAAUGGUGUCUGAACGGCAAGUGUGUGAACAAGACGGACAAGAUGCAUUUCCAUACUCCUGUUCACGGAAGCUGGGGGCCGUGGGGACCCUGGGGAGACUGUUCGAGAACCUGUGGCGGAGGGGUUCAGUACACAAUGAGGGAAUGUGACAACCCGGUCCCCAAAAACGGAGGGAAGUACUGUGAAGGCAAGCGCGUGCGCUACAGGUCCUGUAACAUUGAAGAUUGUCCAGACAACAACGGAAAAACCUUCCGAGAGGAACAAUGUGAGGCCCACAAUGAGUUUUCUAAGGUUUCCUUCGGGAGCGGGCCGGCGGUGGAGUGGACGCCCAAGUACGCUGGAGUCUCGCCAAAAGACAGAUGCAAGCUGAUUUGUCAAGCCAAAGGCAUUGGUUUCUUCUUUGUCUUGCAGCCCAAGGUGGUUGACGGCACGCCAUGCAGCCCGGAUUCCACCUCUGUCUGCGUGCAAGGGCAGUGUGUCAAAGCUGGCUGUGAUCGUAUCAUAGACUCCAAAAAGAAGUUUGAUAAAUGUGGCAUUUGUGGAGGAAAUGGGUCUACGUGCAAGAAAACAUCAGGAUCAGUUACUAGCGCAAAACCUGGGUACCAUGACAUCGUCACGAUUCCUGCCGGGGCCACAAACAUCGAGGUGAAACAGCGGAAUCACAGGGGAUCCAGAAACAAUGGCAGCUAUCUUGCCAUCAAAGCUGCCGAUGGCACAUACAUCCUGAAUGGCGACUUCACUCUGUCCACGUUAGAGCAAGACAUUACCUACAAAGGGACAGUCUUGAGGUACAGUGGUUCCUCGGCCGCGCUGGAGAGAAUCCGCAGCUUCAGCCCUCUCAAGGAGCCCAUAACCAUCCAGGUCCUCACAGUGGGCAACGCCCUUCGCCCCAAGAUUAAAUACACCUAUUUUGUGAAGAAGAAGAAGGAGCCUUUCAAUGCCAUCCCUACCUUCUCAGAAUGGGUCAUCGAAGAGUGGGGCGAAUGUUCCAAGUCAUGCGGCCUGGGUUGGCAGCGGAGACUGGUGGAGUGCCGAGACCUUAAUGGGCAGCCCGCCUCGGAGUGUGCGAAGGAGGUGAAGCCAGCCAGCACCAGACCCUGUGCGGACGUGCCCUGCCCCCACUGGCAGCUAGGGGAGUGGUCGCCAUGUUCCAAGACUUGCGGGAAGGGUUACAAAAAGAGAACCUUGCAGUGUCUGUCCCACGAUGGGGGGGUGCUGUCUCAUGAGAGCUGCGAUCCUUUAAAGAAACCGAAGCACUACAUAGAUUUUUGUUCGAUGGCAGAAUGCAGUUAAGCAGGGAAGGAUCGAGGGAAGGAUGAGUGUGGAAGGGCUGAUGCACUGACAUCGGGAAGGCGGGAGGGAUCCGGUGUACCUUGCCAGUGAUCAAUGGAGUGUCAAUGAGUUGAAAGUGUAGAGGUAGGUAGAAAAGUUAGGUCGGCAGAAUAUCCUGCCAGUUGCGAAUCUGAUAGGGUAGUUAAUGAGGGUUAUUAAUCUCUGAGCAAUGAUAUAGCAUGAUAAAGCCCUAGGGCAUUAUUACUAUUCCUUUUGUUACAUCUAUGACAACUUUAAAAAAAAAAUAGAAACGAUUGUGAAAAUUAGUUUAAGGAGUAUACAACCCCUGUUCUGUGGUACUGAUUCAAUACUUUGUGUCAUGGGGGUUGGAAGAAAGAUGAGAUUUUUAGCUGCAGACAAGGCUUACUUUACCUCACGAACAACGGAGGGAGAAAGGAGUGCCAACAGCAUCUUCCACCAGCACUGAUUGAUUAUGGCCGCUACUGUUUCUGAGAACACUUCCGCCAUCUUUCCUACCGAGAGUUAAGAAUGCAAGAUCCAUACCAAUUUGACAAUAAACUAUUAAAAAAAAAAAAGAAUGCAAGAUCAGAUCGUCCACCACCAGAGAAAUGCGACAUCAAGCGACUCAAAUGAACGCCGUCUUUACUCUCCUGUGCCAUUGUUGUGUCUCUAUUCGUGAUGUCGUUUUGACAAACAAUUUCACGUGUUUGUAAAAAUGAAUUAAGUCUGUGAGGAGUGGGGGGAAAAAGCAGCAAUGAGUCAGAUGCUAGUAAAAACCAGAGGAGACCAGAUCAAGACACACCUUCUCCUUUCUUUUCUGUUUAUGUAAGCCUACUUUCAGAAUGUGGCUGUUAAAAAAAAGUUUAUGUCUCAAGAAGGACUGGUUGAUCACACACAAAAGGAUUAAUGCCAGUAUAAGAAUGGGGGGGGUGUAGAAUGGGAUCCCAGUGUUUUGGAACACAGAGGUCACUUGUCUCGCAGUGGGGAGGCUACUGAGGGGUAGCGGGUCCAUCCCCAGCAGCUGGUCCAACAGUCAUAUCCUGGUGAAUGUCUGUUCAGCUCUUCUACUAUGAAAGAGAAUAGGACUUUUUUUUCCCAUAUGUAUGUAGUAAAAUAUGUUACUAUAAAUUCUAUGUACUUUAUAAGUAUUUGUGUGUUCCUUCUAAGAAGGACUAUAGUUUGUAAUAAAUGCCUAUAAUAACAUAUUUAUUUUUAUACAUUCCUUUCUAAUGAUAAAACUUUUAAGUUAUAUCGCUUUUGUAAAAGGGCAUAUAAGAAUAGAGUAUUUAUACAAUAUAUGUUACUAGAAAUAAUAAAAGAACACUUUUUGAAUGUGUGUGUCUAUUUUUUUUUAAUGAGAAUUAGCUCCUGGGAAGGAAAUCAGAGAGCCAAAAUUAAUCCUGUAGAAAUAAGAUUUCAUCCUGAUGAAAUGUACCUAAUGUCUCCUCAGUGUACAUGAUUGCUACAAAAAAGAAAAGAAACCUAUUGUAUCUUCAGUGGUUUAUAGGUUUUGUUACUAAUGCAAGAACAGGCACAGAUGGUGAGCAAAUGUUUUCUGUGAGGGGCCAUCUCUGUCAUAACUACAUACCUGUGCUGUGGUAGCAGGAAAGCAGCCAUAGACAAUACAAAAGCAAAGGGGCAUGGCGGUGUACUAAUAAAACUUUAUUUACAAAAACUGGA
Molecule: messenger RNA, 4044 nt
Organism: Suricata suricatta (meerkat)
Lineage: Eukaryota; Metazoa; Chordata; Mammalia; Carnivora; Herpestidae
Gene: ADAMTS1
Product: ADAM metallopeptidase with thrombospondin type 1 motif 1
Exons: 10
Coding region: 1-2364 (787 amino acids)
Biological process (GO): extracellular matrix organization; proteolysis
Cellular component (GO): extracellular matrix
Molecular function (GO): metalloendopeptidase activity; zinc ion binding
Source: RefSeq, a predicted model, not a curated record